UUCUUCUAAUCACACACACACCCACCCACACACACCCACACACACACACACACACACACACACACACACACACACACACACACACACACACACACACACACACACCAGUCUGAGGAGCGGAGCGUGUCAUCGUUCUGCAGAGAUUCACAGCAUCAAUUUAAUGAAGACUCACUAGCUGUGUUUUGUAAGGUGACCCUUCACAACAAGUAUGGGGUCACCAUGGAAACCACUUCUGCUGCUGUCAACCAUCACCUGCCUGACAGACUUUGCCAGAUCGGGGGCAGGCAGGCCCGCUUCAUAUGCGGCCGUGUUGAGGAUGAAGUCGGAUAGCUCCUCUUCCACACUUCUGAACCCCAGGACAAGGCAGAGGCAGGACCGUGGGUUUUUUGCCCAUGAAUGGACUCCAUUCUCAAGACAGAGUCUUUCAGCCGUCAGCUUUCAGGAGGAUGAUCACAGUGAAGAAAGUGAAGAAUUCGGCCCUGUGUUCAUCCAGGAGCCAGACCAUGCCAUCUUCUCUAUGGACUCGGAUGAGAAAGUUUUAAUGAACUGUGAAGCGAGAGGAAAUCCUGCUCCUACAUACAGAUGGCUGAUUAAUGGAACAGAUGUUGACACUAAGGCAGACUCACGUUACCGUAAAAUUGAUGGGAACUUGAUAAUAAUAAAUGCCAGCGAAGCCGCCGACUUCGGGAAGUACCAGUGCAGAGCUGAGAACAGCAUCGGCACUGUCCUGAGCCGCGAAGCCUUCCUGCAGUUCGCCUAUCUCAGUGAUUUCAUCGGGCGAGCGAGAGGAGCCGUGUCCGUCAGAGAAGGUCAGGGGGUAGUGCUGAUGUGUAUGCCCCCUCCCCAUUCACCCGAGAUCAUCUACAGCUGGGUGUUCAAUGAGUUUCCAUCGUUUGUGGCUGAAGACAGUCGACGCUUUGUCUCGCAGCAGACAGGGAAUCUGUACAUCUCCAAGGUGCAGCCCUCGGACGUAGGGAGCUACAUCUGCCUGGUGAAGAACACAGUGACCAACGCCCGAGUCCUGAGUCCUCCUACACCACUGACACUUAGAACAGAUGGUGUAAUGGGGGAAUAUGAGCCCAAAAUUGAGGUGCACUUUCUACCUACAGUUCUGACGGCUAAAGGAGCGACUGUGCGACUCGAGUGUUUCGCUCUUGGAAACCCUGUUCCCACCAUCACGUGGAGGAAGAUCAAUGGGAACAUUCCAAAAAAAGCUCGACUCCGCAAGUCUCAGGCCGUGCUGGAGAUCCCCAACAUCCAGCUGGACGACGCAGGGAGCUACGAGUGUAAAGCCGACAAUUCCAGAGGAGGAACGUCCUUCAGGGGACACGUCCAGGUGUACAUGCCACCACAGUGGAUCAGUCUGAUAAACGACUCCCAGUUGGACAGCGGUGAUCAGUUACACUGGGAGUGCAGAGCCACCGGAAAGCCCCGCCCCUCUUACCACUGGUUACGCAACGGAGAACCGCUGAACACACAGAGUCAAGUGCAGACCCUGAAUGGAGAACUGAUCAUACAGAAGGUUCAGCCAGGAGACUCGGGGAUGUAUCAGUGUGUCGCUGAGAACAAAUACGGAACCAUUUACUCCAACGCUGAGCUGAAGAUUCUCGCCUCAGCGCCUGUGUUCAGCUCUAACACAGCGACCAUCAUUGCCACCGUGGGUAAAGACAUUUCUCUGGAGUGUAGACCUCGAGCUUCACCCAAACCCAGAAUCACUUGGAGGAAAGGAGACAGAAAACUCCAGAGCAGCCGGAGAAUUGUGGUUCUGCGUAACAGCACAUUGCAGAUCAUCAACGCGAGCCGUGUGGAUGAGGGCAGCUACGUGUGUCGCGCUGAGAAUCAGUUUGGAUUGGCCGAGAUGACGAGCUCACUGCUGGUGAAAGAGGCCAUGAGGGUGGAUCUGAGCCCGAAGCGUGUUGAGGUGACGGUGGGGGAAAGCGUGGUGCUCAGCUGUAAAACAACACAUGACCCAUCGCUGGACAUCUCUUUCUUCUGGCAGCUCAACAACCAACCGCUCGAAGCUCAGCAGGACGACGGCCAUUUUGAGUACAUCAGAACACAGUCUUCCACGAUGGAUCUGAUGAUCAGAAACAUCCUCCUGAAGCAUGCUGGGAAGUACGGCUGCCGGGUUCAGACGAGUGCUGACACGGUCCUAUCUGAAGCCGAGCUGCUCGUCAGAGGCCCCCCAGGACCUCCUGGAGUGGUGAUCGUGGAGGAGAUCACAGACACAACAGCGACAUUGUCCUGGAGUCACGGUGUAGACAAUCACAGUCCCAUCAGCACCUACAACCUGCAGGCACGCAGCCCUUUCUCCCUUGGCUGGCAGACAGUCAAGACAGAUCCAGAGCCAGUGAGUGGAGAUAUGGAGUCUGCCAUGGCAGUGGAACUCAACCCCUGGGUGGAGUACGAGUUCCGGGUGGUGGCCACCAACACCAUCGGUACAGGGGAACCGAGCGCUCCAUCUCGGCCCGUCAGAACCAGAGAAGCAGUUCCAUCAGUUGCUCCAGCUAAUGUGAGUGGAGGGAACGGCCGCCGGCACGAACUGGUCAUAUCCUGGGAGCCGGUUUCUGAAGAGUUCCAGAAUGGAGAUGGCUUUGGGUAUAUCGUGGCGUUUCGUGCAAAUGGGACACGAGCGUGGAAGGAAAAGAUGGUGACAUCAGCAGACUCCACCACGUAUAAAUACAGGGACGAGACGUUUCCUCCUCUCACUCCGUUUGAGGUGAAGGUGGGCGUGUACAACAAUAAAGGAGACGGCCCCUUCAGUAAAGUGGUCACCGUGUUCUCCGCAGAAGGAGAGCCACGUGAAGCACCAUCUGAUGUGAAAACUUCUGCCAUGUCCUCCUCUGAGGUCAAGGUCAUGUGGAAAGCACCCAACCCUGGACCAGGAAGACCCCAGGGAUACGAGUUGACCUACUGGAGAGAGUCAGAGCAGGAGGAGGCAGGGAAGAAGAAGAGGACGGUGGGAAAUGAGACGGUCAUGUUGAUCUCAGGCCUAGAGGGGAACACACAGUACCACAUCACGGUCAAGGGCUUCAACAGCAUUGGGCAGGGACCAGCGAGCGCCUCCAUCCGGAUCAGCACCAAGAAAAACCCUCCCAGUCGUCCACCAGCCAAUGUGAUGUGGAUUCAGGAGGGAAAUAAUGUCUCCUUGUCCUGGGAACCAGUGAAGGCUCUGAACAACGAGUCAGACGUCAUCGGAUAUAGGGUGUUAUUGCGUCAGGAGGGACGAGGUCACAGCCAGGUCAUGAGGACCCCGAACACGGCCGCCGUGCUCACGCUACCAGAAGGAGGAACUUACAUUAUUGAAGUGUGUGCCAUUAGUGAAGGAGGCGAGGGAGCAGCUAGCUCUCAAAUCAGAGUGCUCACUUCCUCAGGUGUGAGGGCGAAAAGUCAGCAGUGUUCUGUGCAUAAUCUGCCGUCAGGCUUCGCAUGGACUCUCCUUCUCCAGAUCGUAAUGAUGGUGCCUUCUGCCCCAUGGUGAAGCAUCUUCACCAUGUAACUCUGCCCCCACCCCCAUGGAGGUAAUGGACUCGCCCUACAACACACAGACUGCUGUGUUGGCCAGAACCAUCUCCAGGACUUGGGUGUUGGACAAGUGCAAGUGCUUCUUUAUUCAACCAGGAUUCCAUCCUUUUUUUUUUGCUAGUGACUUUUCUUGCAGUUUUUCUUCUCAUUAUAAGUGUAUCAUCAUGCAUUGUGCAUAGAGCGUCCUAAUAUUACACAAACCACUGAUCUCCUGUCAAAUCCAGCCUUCACUGAGCACCGGGAACACUGAGGACUGAGACUUCAUCUGACACGUCUCCAUCCCUUUAACCUGUGGCUGCCUAAAUAAGUGAAGCCAUUAAAGCUCAGCUUAGAGAA
Messenger RNA from Tachysurus fulvidraco (yellow catfish), 3861 nucleotides. RefSeq names its product contactin 5 (gene cntn5). Gene Ontology annotation, biological process: brain development; cell-cell adhesion. The transcript has 24 exons. The coding region runs from base 209 to 3481 and encodes 1090 amino acids. The record is from RefSeq and is a predicted model, not a curated record. Lineage: Eukaryota; Metazoa; Chordata; Actinopteri; Siluriformes; Bagridae. Gene Ontology annotation, molecular function: cell-cell adhesion mediator activity.